UGAAGAACCAUUUCCUUGUUGAUUCCAGCGUUCCUCAAUGGCGGCUCAUACAUCGAAUUCUUUUGGUAGAAUAAAACAGUACAAGCUUAAAUACCUACUUUGAAAACGACAACCUCGGUUUUUUUUUUUUGUUCAAACACCAACUGUUCCAAGGACCAUCUAAAUCGUUUUAUACUUCUUUCCCUUUAUUUUAACAACGACCGUAUCUCUCAGUUCACUUCAGUUGAUCUGAAAUAACGACAAGGCAAAAGCCAAGACAUGAGUGAGCUAAAAUCCAAGUUUUUGGAGGUCUACCCUGUACUGAAAUCAGAGCUUCUUAAUGACCCUGCUUUUGAAUUUACUGAUGAUUCUCGCCAAUGGGUAGAGCGCAUGCUGGAUUAUAAUGUACCUGGAGGAAAGCUGAACAGAGGGUUGUCUGUCAUUGACAGCUACAAGUUAUUGAAACAUGGAAAAGAGCUGAGUGAUGAUGAAAAUUUUCUUGCAUGUGCCCUUGGUUGGUGCAUUGAAUGGCUUCAAGCAUAUUUUCUUGUUCUUGAUGAUAUCAUGGAUAGCUCUUAUACACGCAGAGGUCAACCAUGCUGGUUCAGGCUUCCAAAGGUUGGAAUGAUUGCUGUCAAUGAUGGGUUAAUUCUGCGAAACCAAAUCUUCAGAAUUCUCAAGAAGCACUUUAGAGGAAAGCCUUAUUACGUGGAUUUGCUAGAUUUAUUCAAUGAGGUGGAAUUUCAAACAGCCUCGGGGAUAAUGAUAGACUUAAUUUCCACACUUCAAGGAGAGAAAGAUCUAUCAAAGUACUCAUUGUCAAUUCACCGCAGGAUUGUUCAGUACAAAACAGCUUAUUACUCAUUUUACCUUCCAGUUGCAUGUGCAUUGCUUAUGGCAGGAGAGAAUCUUGACAAUCAUACUGAUGUGAAGAAUGUCCUUGUUGAGAUGGGGACCUAUUUUCAAGUACAGGAUGAUUUUCUAGAUUGUUUUGGUGAUCCUGAGGUAAUUGGCAAGGUUGGAACUGAUAUUGAAGACUUUAAGUGCUCUUGGUUGGUUGUAAAAGCUCUGGAAUGUGCAAACGAAGACCAAAAGAAAUUGUUAUAUGAUAAUUACGGAAAAACUGAUCAAGCAUGUGUUGCCAAAGUGAAAGAGCUCUAUAAAACCCUAGAUAUUCAGGGUGCAUUUGCGGAGUAUGAGAACAUGAGUUAUGAGAAAAUAACAAAACAAAUCGAGGCUCAUCCAAGCAAAGCAGUACAAGCCGUGUUAAAAUCAUUUUUGGCGAAGAUAUACAAGAGGCAGAAGUAGAAAUUUCAACAGAACAAAUAAGAACAAACAUAUAUACUAGACUAAGUGGUUUUAAUCCAUUUAGUCAUCGUAUUAUCCAUUUGCAGAGGAAUAAAUGUCUAAUGACCUAGUGACCUGAUGACUCUCGCAUGGAUUAGCUAACAAAUCUCUAUGGAUUGCUAGUCAAUUUGAGGGGUUUAGGGAAGUUAAACAAUGAAUAAAAUUCAGUCUAUUUGGGAUUACAACCAUUCGCUUGUUGUAGUUUCUGAGUAAAACUUGUGCUAGAAUUAUGUUAAAGCAUUUUGUUUUAUGACCACCAUGGUAAAAGAUUAUUAAACACAAACAUAUGAUAUGUGUCAUACCUAAUUUCCUUUUUGGUUUUGAGGCGGUCACAGUUUGAGGAUA
Molecule: messenger RNA, 1671 nt
Organism: Durio zibethinus
Lineage: Eukaryota; Viridiplantae; Streptophyta; Magnoliopsida; Malvales; Malvaceae
Product: farnesyl pyrophosphate synthase
Biological process (GO): trans, trans-farnesyl diphosphate biosynthetic process
Cellular component (GO): cytoplasm
Molecular function (GO): dimethylallyltranstransferase activity; (2E,6E)-farnesyl diphosphate synthase activity
Source: RefSeq, a predicted model, not a curated record